This is a messenger RNA of Papaver somniferum (opium poppy), 1463 nucleotides long. RefSeq names its product cell division cycle protein 123 homolog. The record is from RefSeq and is a predicted model, not a curated record. NCBI's taxonomy places the organism in Eukaryota, Viridiplantae, Streptophyta, Magnoliopsida, Ranunculales, Papaveraceae. The transcript is spliced from 2 exons. Bases 327 to 1196 code for a protein of 289 amino acids. Gene Ontology annotation, cellular component: cytoplasm.
UAGUGAGUGACUUUACAUGUUUAUUUUCCCCUUGACUUCUCAAAAGUACUACUUCAACUUCGGUGAGAAGCAGAAGUACUUUCCCACUUUGAGAUGGUUUCCUAAUCCAGCUAGGAAGCUUAAAUAACACAUAUAGAUGAGAGUUCUCCUCCUAAUUUUCCUCUGAACUUUCUCUGUUGGUGGUUGCGUUUAAGAGCUCUAUUGCAGAUUCUGACGUGAGUUUGAUUUUAGCCUUUUAGUUAAGACAAAAGAACUCAGGAGGAAGAAGUUCAAUAGCAACUUUUGUACUGCAUUGCGAAUACUGAAUUUUGCUGAAUUUCGUGAAGAUGAAAGAAGAAGAAGUUAGAAGGUGUCAAAUUCAAGAAUGGUACCCAAAAUUCAAAUCUGUUUCGAUCAAGACCCAAAUCCUUGAGCUUCCAGAAUCCUUUGUCGAAUACCUAUUAGAUGAUUCUGGACCUUUCCUACUUCCUGAGUCCGUAACUGGUGAAGAUGCAUUGCCUCGAAGAAUCCACAAUCCCGAAGAAGCAGACGACUUCCAAGUUCCAGAGAAUUCUGAUGACGAAUCUGAACAAUCUUCACCACCACCGUGUUUCCCAGAACUCGAACUGGCUGUUAAACAAUCAAUUGAGACUCUUAAUGGGACUGUUUUCCCUAAACUUAAUUGGAGUGCUCCCAAGGAUGCUGCUUGGAUAAGUACGACAGGGAACUUGAAGUGCACCUGCUUCAGUGAAAUUGCACUCUUGUUAAAAUCAUCCGAGUCUUUAACGCAUGAUCUCUGCCAUGCCUUUGGUUCUUGUGAUGAUACAACUUCUUCAAGGCCAUCGACGUUCUACUUAGCUCUUCGAAAAUGGUACCCAACGUUCCAUCCAGAGAUGGAAUUUCGUUGUUUCGUCAGCCGUGGCGUUCUUGUUGGUAUUUCUCAGCGAGAGGUCACAUCAUUCUAUCCUGUCCUUGUGGAGAAGAAAGAAGAUCUUAAGAACUCAAUCCAGGAAUUUUUCACGGAGAAUGUCCAACAGGUAUUUGAAUCAGAGAAUUACACAUUUGAUGUGUAUGUGACCAGCAAAGGGAAGAUUAAGAUCAUUGAUUUUAAUCCCUGGGCUCCCUUUACAUUGCCACUGUUAUUCGAUUGGGAAGAAUUGGAAAUGAGUUCUGUUGAAGAGGGCGAUUCUGUUCCGUUUCGAAUUGUUGAUACCUGAUGUGGUGUUCGGCCAGGUUUGAAGACUGCAGUUCCCUAUGAUUACUUGGAUACAAGCCCAGGUAGUGGCUGGGAUCAGGUCUUUAGGAAACCGGGGAUGCAGUCUGAAUCUCCGGAAGCUGGUGCUUAAGGUUUAUUAACAAGGUUUACAAUGAUCUAAUGUUUUUUUGUUUUUUUUGUGGUAGAAACUCAUAUGCUUCUUGUGAUCAAUUCAUUAACAUUAACGAUUACAGAUCUAUUCUUGCAUAAUAGAGGAAUUUUUGACUCG